GGAAAUAGGCGGUGCGCGCACGCGUCCACCACGUGACCUCGCCUUCUUCGGCGCCUGCGCAGGAGCGAGCGGCGGCCCCGUUGAGCGCGGGCGGCUCGGCCGCGGAAUGGGGGGAACGGCCGCCGAGGCGGAUCGAACGCUGUUCGUGGGGAACCUGGACCCCAAGGUCACCGAGGAGCUGAUCUUCGAGCUGUUCCAUCAGGCAGGUCCGGUAAUUAAAGUUAAGAUCCCUAAAGAUAAAGAUGGUAAACAAAAGCAAUUUGCGUUUGUGAGUUUCAAGCAUGAAGAAUCUGUCCCGUAUGGAAUGAAUCUCCUUAAUGGGAUCAAGCUGUAUGGACGGCCCAUCAACAUUCAGUUCCGCUCAGGGAGCAGCCACGCAUCUCAGGACAGUAAUUCAUCGUGUUUACCACACGGAGCAGCCAGCCUGGGCCCAUCUGGCACACCACAUCCAGCCAGCAGACACGACAGGAAUACAGAUGGUAUGUUACCAGCAGGGUUCUCAUCUAUGCAGAGGUCUUUGCCAUCUCAUGACAACCUUCAGAGACAAGCAGGGAUGCACGGUGCUGUGUGGCAACAGUCUCAGCCUGGCUUUGCUGUGCCUGGGUACCAGCAUGGCCACUCCCUUGGUCACCCAUCAGCCUUCCACAUGCUGCGGCGUCCGGACAUUGCAGUGCUGCGCAAAAGCAGGAUGGGCUCCCACCCCUACUACCCAGACAGCAGGCAUUUGGGCCGAGAACAGCGUGCAGGGGACCGGGGGCCUGAUUAUGGCAGGGGUAAAAGGGAUGGCUAUGAAGACAGAGGGCACAUCUCUGAGCACCAUUACCGGGGGAGCAGAGAUGAGCCGUUCUACGACGAUAGGAAUCGCAGCGCAUGGAGCCACGAUUACGACAGCAGGAGGGAGAACUACAGAGAGGGCAGCUGGCGCUUGACGCGACACUGAUACGUGCAGUGGGCUUUAAAGAACUUAUGCAAAAGAAAGAUAAAUCAAAGUUCCCUUUUAA
Phasianus colchicus (ring-necked pheasant) is the source of this 1001-nucleotide messenger RNA. RefSeq names its product RNA binding motif protein 7 (gene RBM7). NCBI's taxonomy places the organism in Eukaryota, Metazoa, Chordata, Aves, Galliformes, Phasianidae. The record is from RefSeq and is a predicted model, not a curated record. Gene Ontology annotation, molecular function: single-stranded RNA binding. Gene Ontology annotation, cellular component: nucleus. Gene Ontology annotation, biological process: regulation of alternative mRNA splicing, via spliceosome.